AUGACCUCCGACUCUGGUUGUAACGACCGCUUGGACAAAUCAUGCACGCUCACUUGCUGCGAGGGCCAAGACUGCUGUGACCAGACUUGCCUUGAGCGUGUCGCGCUCCGCGAGUGUCUACGACCUUCCCUUGAUCUCAACGAAAGCCCUAGCUGUCACGGCGGCAAGGGUGGCAACGCAUGCGCAGACCACAAGCUCAAAGCACGCAGCAUGUAUGCCGACAAGCUCGAAGCUAUCGGUUGUAUAUGUCGUACCCUGCUCAGUCUUGGAAAAGAGUCCUGCUGUACCCCUGGCCGUCGCACCUCCAAUUUGAGCACUCGCAAUGCGUCUAAGAACAAAACCCGCCAGCCCCGACCUACCUCCAUUGACUCGUGCUGCGUCGGCUCCGGUCCCCGGGCAGGCGACUGCGCCGUCACGAAGCGCAAAGCCGAUCCUGAGGACAAAUGCUGUGAGAGUAAAGAUGCCUCUGGCACCCGUACUGCAGGCAAGUCUCAACUUGCUUCAUCACCAGGGUCCUGUACUACUUCUUGCUGUGUUGAGAAACAAGACACCGGCUCUGAUCCGAAAGCAGUCCAUUUAUCUCCUUCGCAUUUGGAGAAAGGCCUUGACAGCGACGAACGGGAGCACGUCGUCCUUGGCGUCUCCGGAAUGACGUGUACUGGAUGUGAAGCGAAGCUCGUUCGAACUCUCAGCACUCAUCCUCUGGUUUCAAAUCUGAAAACUAGUCUGGUCUUGUCCCGCGCCGAAUUCGACGUAAACGGCACUGCUUCUGUGGAUGAGGUUAUACAGCAUCUUGAGCGAACAACUGAGUUCAAGUGUGAAAGAAUCAUAGACAAAGGCUCAAGUCUUGAUGUCAUUCCUUCUAGCGACCCUACCGCUUUCAUUAACCAAACCUGGCCAGACGGAAUCUUGGAUAUGAGGGUCGUAGACAAGAAGAUUGUCAAAGUCACUUUCGACGCCAACGUUAUUGGAUCCAGGGAUUUUAUCGAACACGUCUGGGAUCAUGCCACGGUUCAACUCGCCCCUAUGCGCAAUGAUUUAACGUCUGACAAAAAACACGUCCGUCACGUGGGCUUGAUGACCUUACUUUCUGCGUGCCUCACCAUUCCUGUUCUGGUCAUGGCCUGGGCUCCACUCCCAGAGCAUCACAUCGCAUAUGGAUCGGCAUCUCUUGCCCUAGCGACUUUGGUUCAAUUCGUGAUUGCCGGUCCUUUCUACCCAGAAGCCCUCAAGUCACUCGUCUUCUCUCGUGUGAUAGAAAUGGAUCUGUUGAUUGUCUUGAGCACGAGCGCUGCUUACAUCUUCUCUGUCGUCUCGUUCGCAUAUAUGGCCUUGGGCCGGCCCCUCUCAACAGGCGAGUUCUUCGAGACGAGCACUCUUCUGGUCACACUCAUUAUGGUGGGCCGUUGGUUGAGUGCCCUGGCCCGUCAAAAGGCUGUAGAGUCCAUAUCUAUUCGUUCCCUUCAGAUCCCGACGGCACAUCUGUUAAGCCAGGAUGGUGAAGUUGAGAUUGAUGCUCGUCUGCUGCAGUAUGGAGACAGCUUCAAAGUCUUUCCUGAUUCUCGGAUUCCAACUGACGGCAUAGUCGCCUCUGGUUCGUCUGAGGUUGACGAGUCAAUGAUCACUGGAGAAUCUGAAAUGAUCGAAAAACACAAGGGCUCUUCAGUCAUCGCAGGAUCGGUCAAUGGUUCUGGCGUUCUACACGUCAGAUUGACACGACUCCCUGGUGAUAACACAAUUAGCAACAUCGCCACCAUGGUUGACAAAGCGAAAUUUUCGAAGCCAAAGAUUCAGGCAACCGCCGAUCGCGUCGCGAGCUCUUUCGUACCGGGAAUCAUCCUUAUAACGAUAAUCACCUUUUGCAUCUGGAUUGCGAUUGGUAUUAGAGUUCGAGGACAGUCUGGAAGCCAGGCUGCGAUUCAAGCAAUCACCUACGCUAUCACUGUUCUCGUCGUCUCUUGUCCCUGCGCUAUCGGGCUUGCAGUUCCGAUGGUCAUCGUCAUUGCUAGUGGUGUUGCUGCCAAGCGAGGUGUGAUAUUCAAGUCGGCAACGUGCAUUGAGUUGGCCUAUAAAACUUCGCAUGUCAUUCUGGACAAGACCGGUACAAUUACUGAAGGCAAGAUGAAUGUCGUUCGAGAAUGGUAUAGAGACGGCGGUGACCAGGCCGUGAUCAAGUCGCAAGUCUUGGGUCUCCUAGGUGAUACGAAGCAUCCUGUCUCUACUGGUGUGACUCGACACCUCCAAGCACAGGGUGUGGAAGCUUCCGAGGUCGUCGAUUCGAAUACCCUAAUAGGAAAGGGCAUCGAAGGCAAAGCAAGAGAUAACGGAUCGACACUUCGAGCAGGUAAUUCACGUUGGCUUGGCCUCGCCUCUGAUUCGGUUGUGCAAUCGGUCAUCGAAUCUGGUUGUACAGCUUUUUGCUUCACUGUCGACGGUUCAUUGGCCGCGGUCUUUGGCCUCAGAGACUCAAUCAGACCUGACGCUCUCGCUACGGUGAGGACUCUACUUGACCGCUGUAUUUCAGUUCAUAUCAUCUCGGGUGAUGAUGACGGUGCUGUGCGCGCCGUUGCAGCCCAAAUGGGCGUUGAUGAAGCAAAUAUCCGCUCUCGCUGCACCCCGAAAGAUAAGCAAGUGUAUAUUGAGAACAUUCUCAAAGGUCAAAUUUCACAGGAUUCUACCACGCCUAAGAAUAAGAGAGGCAAAAAGCCUGUUGUUUUGUUCUGCGGUGAUGGAACUAACGACGCAGUUGCCUUGGCCCAGGCCUCCAUUGGUGUUCACAUGAAUGAAGGCGGCACUGAUGUUGCCCAAUCAGCCGCUGAUGUUGUCCUCAUGCGCCCAGAUCUUGGAGGUAUACUGACCGCCAUCGAUAUCAGCAAGAAGUCAAUUCGAAGAAUCUUCUUCAACUUCGGCUGGAGUUUUGUCUACAACCUCUUUGCCGUCUUACUGGCUGCUGGUGCGUUUGUCAAUGCAAGAAUCCCGCCUGAGUUCGCCGGUUUAGGUGAAUUAGUCAGUGUUCUGCCUGUAAUUGUCGUGGCUAUGCUACUGCGUUGGUCGAGAUUUUGA
Molecule: messenger RNA, 3063 nt
Organism: Aureobasidium melanogenum CBS 110374
Lineage: Eukaryota; Fungi; Ascomycota; Dothideomycetes; Dothideales; Saccotheciaceae
Product: heavy metal translocatin
Exons: 3
Coding region: 1-3063 (1020 amino acids)
Biological process (GO): monoatomic cation transport
Cellular component (GO): membrane
Molecular function (GO): ATP hydrolysis activity; ATPase-coupled monoatomic cation transmembrane transporter activity; ATP binding
Source: RefSeq, a predicted model, not a curated record